GGGCUUACAGAACCUUUAGCUCAUCUGCGUACAGAACGUCUCAGUUGCGACAGUGGGCACUUGCACGCGGACCACGCGCCAAGAACAUGCCUACCAUGGCCACUGCGCAUCUCGUGAGGGUGGCUGUCGUGAUCUUGUGCUGGGAAACGUUCGCCACCGCUCACGUUACCAAGUACACGGUGGAGUACCACAAGUACCCACUUGAGGUGCAGUUGGACGAAACAAGACAGACGGCCAUGGUCACACCUCCAGACACUGCCGGAUUUUUGAAGUACAAAACAUUACACGAUUACAACACGAAAAUAACAGCGUACAAGGACCUGGAAAAAUCUCUGUGUUACUUGGAACGAAUCAAGGACACUGACGGUCGUAUCAAACAUCAGAUGCGACAGUUUCGGCCACAAAGACAGUCGUACAGGAUGAGAGACAAACCCAGGACAAUGUAUGUCUCGGACAAGAACUUAUCAAAAUAUGAGGUGUGGAGAGUAGCAGGGUCCAGAAUCUCCAGUUUCUGUCGUGAUUUCCCUGCAACCCUCCUGCAAGAAAUGCGACCUCAGUUCCGCAAGGGAAUUGUGAACAAUGAGCUACCUGAUCAAGAGGAACUCCAGGUUUUAGAACCUCAAACUGGAGAUGCUUUUUUGCAACAGGUCAAAGGUCGAAGAAAGCGCCAAACUUACACUACCAGGGGAUACAGUCGCCGGCACAGGGGCCAGACACAGACACAGUACCUUGCCUUCCAGAAUGGUGGGAAUGAAGGCAAAGCAGAGGCGGAGUCUUCCCCAGACCUUUCAAGGACUCAUGUCAGUGGAACAAAUGGAAUGGGUCAAGCUCAGAGUCAGUCUGGGCAGGGGAAUGGGUGUGAAGGUUGCUUCCCAGGAGGUUAUGGUUAUGGAACACAACCAGGACAGUUUGAUUAUGUGCCAGGUGCACCACAGCCAGUUUACCAGCAACCUGUCAGAGUACCAGGAGCACCAAGUGAAGUUCCAAGAGCACCAGGAGUGGGAGUACUAACUGGAGUGCCAGGUAUACAAAUACCAGAUGGUGUUCCAGGAAUAGGAGUGCCAAGUGUGGGAGUACCAAGUAUAGGAGUGCCAGGUGCACAAAUACCAGGUGUAGGAGUUCCAGGAGCCAGAUUACCAACUGCACAAAUACCAGGUUUUGGAGUUCCAGGAGUAGGAGCACCAGGUGUAGGAGUUCCAAGAAUAGGAGUGCCAACUGUGCAAAUACCAGGUGCUGGACUUCCAGGAGCACAAAUACCAGGUUUUGGAAUUCCAGGAGUAGGAGCACCAGGUGUAGGAGUUCCAAGAAUAGGAGUGCCAACUGUGCAAAUACCAGGUGCUGGACUUCCAGGAGCACAAAUACCAGGUUUUGGAAUUCCAGGAGUAGGAGCACCAGGUGUAGGAGUUCCAACUGUGCAAAUACCAGGUGUAGGAGCUCCAGGAGUUCCAGGUCCACAAAUACCAGGUUUUGGAGCUCCAGGAGUAGGAGGACCAGGUGCACAAAUACCAGGUUUUGGAAUUCCAGGAGUAGGAGCACCAGGUGUAGGAGUUCCAACUGUGCAAAUACCAGGUGUAGGAGCUCCAGGUCCACAAAUACCAGGUUUUGGAGCUCCAGGAGUAGGAGGACCAGGUGCACAAAUACCAGGUGUUGGUGCUCCAGGAGUUCCAGGCCCACAAAUACCAGUUUUUGGAGUUCCAGGAGUAGGAGCACCAGGUGCACAAAUACCAGGUGUUGGAGCACCAGGUCCACAAAUACCAGGUUUUGGAAUUCCAGGUGUAGGAGUUCCAGUAGGUACACAAAUACAAGGUGUAGGAGUCCCAGGAAUAGGAGCACCAACUGCACAAAUAUCAGGUGUAGGAGUGCCAGGCAUACACAUACCAGGUGCUGGGUUACCAGGACCUCCAGUUACUGGAAUUUAUCAACAGCCCACUGGGGUAUCAGUACCAGGAGGAGUUACAGGUGUUGCACCACCGGGUAUUAUUACAUAUCAACCAGGACUUUACCAGCAACCUGGUAUAAGAACUCCAACACAAGUUGGUUAUCCUGGUGAAAUAUACCAACAGCUGGGAGGUGGGACAGUAACACAACCAGGGUAUGUACAACCUGGAGGGCUUGGCCAAGUAGGUGGGGUGUACACUGGCCAGGAUGCAUACCAAACUGUUGGUUACACAGCAGCAGGAGAUUCUCAGGCUGAGAGCAAUGUGAAACAAGAAGACAAUGAAACUCGAGCAGCUGCUUCCGCACAAGGGAAGUAUGGGGGAGGUACUGCUCAGACCCAGGUGAGUGGAAUUUAUUCAGGAACAGGAGCCUUCUCUGCUCAAGCACAAACUAGUGACAAAGAUCGUGGUGCACAGAGCCAAGUAAUUGGAGGUAAAGAAGGAGCAUCAAGCACAGCACAGGGACAGGCAGGAAAUGGCAAGACUCAGUCACAGGUUCAACUGGGAUCAUCUAGUGGAGCCACAACAGCUGAAGCACAAAGUGGAGGUGUUUACUAUGGAACCAACACCCAAGUCCAGGCAGGUUCCCAAGGAGGAAUGGCUGAUGCACAAGCCAAAGGCCAAGGUAGCACAUCCAGUCAAGCACAAAUUGGAUUUACACCCUACCAAAAAGAUAGAAAAACAAAUGGACAGAAAUCUCCUUUCCAUGGUGGUGGAUCAGCUUCAGCUCAGAGUGGAGCAUAUUCAGGACAGUCACAAAGUCAGAUUCAAGGGUCAUUUCUGCAUGGCAUCUCUUACACUGGUGGGGCACAGGCUGGCUCAGGGCAGACAAGCUACAGUAGAACAGCAAGCAGUAAUUAUGAAAAUUUUGGAGGCAAACUAGGAUUGGUUCAA
Zootermopsis nevadensis is the source of this 2831-nucleotide messenger RNA. Lineage: Eukaryota; Metazoa; Arthropoda; Insecta; Blattodea; Termopsidae. The record is from RefSeq and is a predicted model, not a curated record.